CUCGCACGCUGGUCAACAGACCUUUGUUCGAUUCAAGUUCAACAGACGAAAUGUUGGCCUCACAAAGCGAGUAGAGUGGUCUCUACUCUAGCGAGUGGGUGGCGCGGUUAAGCCAUUAAACCACUAGGCGGUUUCCCUCCACAGUACCACGUUUUGUCAUAUAAACUGGGUUUCUACUUGUACAGAAAAUGACUCUGUGGCUUUCCAUAAAGCAUUUAUAAGUUAUAAAUAUAGGUACAUACAUCUGAGGAAAUUAAGGAAAUAGGGGAGCUGCUACUGUUUUCUCUAUAGCUUGUUUCUUCCAUAGAAGAAGGUAUGGGGAGAGGAAAGAUUGUGAUUAGAAGGAUUGACAAUUCGACGAGCAGGCAAGUGACCUUCUCGAAGAGAAGAAAUGGGUUGCUUAAGAAGGCUAAGGAGCUAUCAAUCCUUUGUGAUGCUGAGGUUGGAUUGAUUGUCUUCUCUAGCACCGGCAGGCUUUACGAUUAUGCUAGCACUAGCAUGAAAUCAGUUAUCGAUCGUUUCAACAAACAGAGAGAGGAGCACCAUCAACUGUUGAAUCCUGCUUCAGAACUCAAGUUUUGGCAAAGGGAGGUAGCAAGCUUGAGGCAACAAUUGCAGUACUUGGAAGAAUGCCACAGGCAGUUAAUGGGGGAAGAGCUUUCUGGUUUGAGUGCCAAAGAUCUACAGAAUUUAGAAUGCCAGCUGGAGAUGAGUUUGAAAGGUGUCCGGACAAAAAAGAUCCAGAUAUUUGAUGAUGAAAUAAAAGAAUUGAACCAGAAGGCAAAUUUCAUACAUCAAGAGAAUAUAGAACUGCAUAAGAAGCUAGACCUCAUAGGUAAGGAGAAUGAGGAACUGCAAAAGAAGGUUUAUGAAGCAAGGGAUAUGAUUGGAGGAAACAAAACUACCCAGCCUCCAUAUGGCAUCAGUAAUGCAUAUGAUUUGCAUGCACCCAUCCAUCUGCAGCUAAGCCACCCACAUAUUCAAACUCAGCCUGGGCCUCCGCCUUAGAACAAUGAAGUACCAGCAAAAGCAAUCAAAUUAGGGUAUCUCCUAAAGACUGUUAACAUAUUAUUUGCAUACCAUAUUCCUUCCAAAGGACAAAACCCCAAAAAUAAAUAGUAAGAAAAACUCACUAUUUUGAUUAUGCUAUGAACAUCUCUUCAAAUUCUGCAACA
Molecule: messenger RNA, 1175 nt
Organism: Pyrus x bretschneideri (Chinese white pear)
Lineage: Eukaryota; Viridiplantae; Streptophyta; Magnoliopsida; Rosales; Rosaceae
Product: MADS-box transcription factor 23-like
Exons: 8
Coding region: 316-1008 (230 amino acids)
Biological process (GO): positive regulation of transcription by RNA polymerase II
Cellular component (GO): nucleus
Molecular function (GO): protein dimerization activity; DNA-binding transcription factor activity, RNA polymerase II-specific; RNA polymerase II cis-regulatory region sequence-specific DNA binding
Source: RefSeq, a predicted model, not a curated record